Peromyscus eremicus (cactus mouse) is the source of this 4119-nucleotide messenger RNA. RefSeq names its product dynamin 1 like (gene Dnm1l). Bases 184 to 2433 code for a protein of 749 amino acids. NCBI's taxonomy places the organism in Eukaryota, Metazoa, Chordata, Mammalia, Rodentia, Cricetidae. Gene Ontology annotation, biological process: mitochondrial fragmentation involved in apoptotic process; mitochondrial fission. The record is from RefSeq and is a predicted model, not a curated record. The transcript has 21 exons. Gene Ontology annotation, molecular function: GTPase activity; microtubule binding; GTP binding. Gene Ontology annotation, cellular component: membrane; cytoplasm; mitochondrion.
UUGCGUCCCCACCUCCGGCGUGGCGCAUGGCCUGCCGGGAGCGGGCUGGGAGGUGGCGGCCUGGCCCAAUGGGUGCGGGCUCCCGAGGAGAGGGCGGAGGAGAAGAGGAAGCCAGCGGGCUGUGGGCCCCAUCCCCAUUCAUUGCAGUGGCCUGCUGGGUCGGGGUCCCGUGUUUUCCGAGUCAUGGAGGCGCUAAUCCCGGUCAUCAAUAAACUGCAGGACGUCUUCAAUACGGUGGGCGCCGACAUCAUCCAGCUGCCUCAGAUCGUCGUGGUGGGAACGCAGAGCAGUGGAAAGAGCUCGGUGCUGGAAAGCCUUGUGGGGAGGGACCUUCUUCCCAGAGGGACUGGUGUGGUCACCCGGAGACCUCUCAUUCUGCAGCUGGUCCAUGUGUCACCAGAGGAUAAACGAAAAACAACAGGAGAAGAAAAUGACCCUGCUACAUGGAAAAACUCAAGACACCUUUCUAAAGGAGUUGAAGCAGAAGAAUGGGGUAAAUUUCUUCACACCAAAAACAAGCUUUACACAGAUUUUGAUGAAAUUCGACAAGAAAUUGAAAAUGAAACUGAAAGAAUUUCAGGAAAUAAUAAGGGAGUAAGCCCUGAACCAAUCCAUCUUAAGGUUUUCUCACCCAAUGUUGUCAAUCUGACACUUGUGGAUUUACCAGGAAUGACCAAGGUACCUGUAGGUGAUCAGCCAAAGGAUAUUGAGCUUCAAAUCAGAGAACUCAUCCUUCGGUUCAUCAGUAAUCCCAACUCCAUUAUCCUCGCAGUCACUGCUGCCAACACAGAUAUGGCGACAUCAGAGGCACUCAAGAUUUCCAGAGAGGUGGAUCCAGAUGGGCGCAGAACUCUAGCUGUAAUCACCAAACUUGAUCUCAUGGAUGCGGGUACUGAUGCCAUGGAUGUAUUGAUGGGAAGGGUUAUUCCAGUCAAGCUUGGAAUAAUUGGAGUAGUUAACAGGAGCCAGCUAGAUAUUAACAAUAAGAAGAGUGUAACUGAUUCAAUCCGUGAUGAAUAUGCUUUUCUUCAAAAGAAAUACCCGUCUCUGGCCAACAGAAAUGGAACGAAGUAUCUUGCUAGGACCCUGAAUAGGUUACUUAUGCAUCAUAUCAGAGAUUGUUUACCAGAGCUGAAAACAAGGAUAAAUGUCUUAGCUGCCCAGUAUCAGUCUCUUCUGAAUAGCUAUGGUGAACCCGUGGAUGAUAAGAGUGCUACUUUACUGCAGCUUAUCACCAAAUUCGCCACUGAGUACUGUAACACUAUUGAAGGAACCGCAAAGUACAUUGAAACUUCGGAGCUAUGCGGUGGUGCUAGGAUUUGUUAUAUUUUCCAUGAGACUUUUGGGCGAACCUUAGAAUCUGUUGACCCACUAGGUGGCCUUAACACUAUUGACAUUUUGACUGCCAUUAGAAAUGCUACUGGUCCCCGUCCUGCUUUAUUUGUGCCUGAGGUUUCAUUUGAGUUACUGGUCAAACGGCAAAUCAAGCGUCUAGAAGAGCCCAGUCUCCGUUGUGUGGAACUGGUCCAUGAGGAAAUGCAGAGGAUCAUUCAGCAUUGUAGUAAUUACAGUACACAGGAAUUGUUACGGUUCCCUAAACUUCAUGAUGCCAUAGUUGAAGUAGUGACUUGUCUUCUUCGCAAAAGGUUGCCUGUUACAAAUGAAAUGGUGCAUAACUUAGUGGCAAUUGAGCUAGCUUAUAUCAACACAAAACAUCCCGACUUUGCUGAUGCCUGUGGGCUAAUGAACAAUAAUAUAGAGGAACAAAGAAGAAACAGGCUAGCAAGAGAACUGCCUUCAGCUGUAUCACGAGACAAGUCUUCUAAAGUUCCAAGUGCUUUGGCACCUGCCUCCCAGGAGCCCUCCCCUGCCGCUUCUGCUGAGGCUGAUGGCAAGUUAAUUCAGGACAGCAGAAGAGAAACUAAAAAUGUUGCAUCUGCAGGUGGUGGGAUUGGAGAUGGUGGUCAAGAACCAGCAACAGGCAACUGGCGAGGAAUGCUGAAAACUUCAAAAGCUGAAGAAUUACUUGCGGAAGAAAAAUCAAAACCAAUUCCAAUUAUGCCAGCAAGUCCACAGAAAGGCCAUGCUGUCAAUUUGCUGGAUGUGCCAGUUCCAGUUGCACGAAAACUGUCUGCCCGUGAACAGCGAGAUUGUGAGGUUAUUGAAAGACUCAUCAAAUCAUACUUUCUAAUUGUCAGAAAGAAUAUUCAAGACAGUGUCCCAAAGGCAGUGAUGCAUUUUUUGGUUAAUCAUGUGAAAGAUACUCUUCAGAGUGAAUUAGUAGGACAGCUGUAUAAAUCUUCCUUAUUAGAUGACCUUUUGACUGAAUCUGAGGACAUGGCACAGCGUAGAAAAGAAGCAGCUGAUAUGUUAAAGGCAUUACAAGGAGCCAGUCAAAUUAUUGCUGAAAUCCGAGAGACUCAUCUCUGGUGAACAGAACUGUUUAACACCCAGACUUUGUUGACUUGAACCUGCUAGCUACUGCCUACCUGAGUAGAAGUUUAUUUAUGAACUCUUAUGUAUUGCAGUGUAUGAAUUUGCUCGUGUGAAGACUGGCUAUAUACAAGCUGAAAAGUAUACUCUGCAUUACAAAACAAAUCACAUUUAAUUCACAUUUUUAAAGUUUCCUGUGAUACAUGUAUAUCAAGUCUAUGUCUGUUUCAGUCAAACUUACAAGAACAAUUGAUAUUCUAGUUGUACAAAGCAGUUUGCGUGUGGAUAUGAUGACCCAUGUAACUUUUUUUUAGUCUUAAAGCUGCAACCGUAGUCCAGAAAGGAAGCUCCAGGACAUUUCAUGACUAUAAUGCAUGCACUAUUAUAUAGACUGAUUGGGCUCUAAAAGAUGGAGCUUGGCAAGUUCCUCACAUAAUCAAUGUAUCCACUUAUCCUUCAUUUUCAUAGUCUUAAAAAACAAAAUGCUAUAACCUUUGCUGUUUUAAGAAAUGUGUAAGAGCUGAAGGACUUAAAGAUGUAGGAACAGGCUGUGUAGUUAAUGGUUUAUCCAAUUCUGAGUCUACACUGCCCUCGUGUAUUAAAAAUUAAAAUAUACUUUGAUUCAUAAUUAAGCCUGAAGACAUAAAUUGACUUCCUGCAUUAAAAACAACUAUUGGGAAUUUACUUGGUAACAAUGGCCGGUCAUUUUAUUUCUAAAAGAUCCAAUGAUGACCUAAAUUUCCCUUAGUUUACAAAUAAGAGUAACAGCAAUUCAGAUACACCCUUAAAGCAUUGGGCUCUAAGACUCAAGUGAGGUAGGACCUAAAAUUCUACUCUGUACACAUUAGUAAUGGCCACUUUAGUUCCAUACCAAGAGAAAACAUUCGAAUAAUGGUAUGAAACCACUAGUGGAACUUGGUGACUUAAAGAGAAACACUUGGACAUACACAUACACCUAAAAGCUUAUAGACUAUUAAACUGUAUUCAUAGGUUGAGGGUCAUGUUUACAAACUGAAAAUUGUCUGGGCAAUUCAUGGUAUAAACAGCAUUAAAAAUUUUUCAGUCCUAAGUGAAAAUCUUCGGUGUAUCUAGUUCUGUCUCUAACCAAAUAAUACAUUAGUGUCAAAAAUAUUAAAAUUUCUUUUCAGGUUAUACCCGGGCAUUUUAUGAAGUAUUAUUAGCAAGGAAAACAAGAACAUGUUAUCUUUAGUUUAAGAUACCCACUUAAUAAUCUCAAACACAAAAAGGUCCACUUCAGUCUGAUGAUAAUGUGUUAAUAGUACCAGCUUGACAGUGAGUGCACACUGCCUAAGUAUGUUAGCACUUAAAAAAGUACCCUGCCAUUCAACUAUUAGGUAUCUAUGAUUUAUUUCUUAAGAGAGAUGACUACCACUGUAGCCUUCUGAAUUUGUAAGGGGGGAAAUGCACCUUUACCCAACAUUUCAAAUAGAUUUUAAAUGGAAGAUAUUAGCUUUAAAAAUGUGCUACCAUAGUGUACUUGUUAGCACUACACACUUUGUACAAAGAAAACAGAAGCUGCUUUUGUGUGCUUUUACACCGAGCUGUGUUCUGAAACAGGAGAUAAUCUCUGGCAUAUUUAUAAGACCACUGUAUGUUCUUUCUGUGUAAAUAAAGCUGCUGGUAUGAAAUGACAUUAAAGUUUGCCAAUAAAUGACUUUUUCCAGA